Stegastes partitus (bicolor damselfish) is the source of this 2619-nucleotide messenger RNA. RefSeq names its product ADP-ribosylation factor-like 8 (gene arl8). Gene Ontology annotation, molecular function: GTP binding; GTPase activity. Lineage: Eukaryota; Metazoa; Chordata; Actinopteri; Pomacentridae. The transcript has 6 exons. The coding region runs from base 378 to 917 and encodes 179 amino acids. The record is from RefSeq and is a predicted model, not a curated record.
AGCAGCAGAAGCUAACGGGCAGCGGCAGCAGCAGCGGAGCCGUUACCAGCAGAGUCAACACAGUGCUGCUCUCACCGCCCGUGUUUGCUCGGUUUGCGGAGGGUGUAACGACACCGUACACACUCGAUAACAAGUCGUCACUUUUUUCAUCCUCUCGUCAGCCUCGUUCUCCAUGUUACCGGUGCGCAUGGCGCUGAAAAGGUCGGUGAGGUGUUUUGCGGACAAGAGAUCAUCCAGCUAAUGUUAGCUAGCCGCAGCCAGCCACGGACUGCACGGUGCGGACUGGAGAGCGGAGAAGCUCGGUGCUGCUGGCCGCUCUACUCACGGACGGACGGACGGACGGACGGGACGGACAGACGUCGGUGUUAAGCUGAACGAUGGGCCUCAUAUUCGCCAAACUGUGGAGCUUCUUUUGUAACCAAGAGCACAAGGUGAUCAUUGUGGGACUUGACAAUGCAGGGAAAACCACUAUCCUCUACCAAUUUCUGAUGAACGAGGUGGUCCACACGUCACCCACCAUCGGCAGCAACGUGGAAGAAAUAGUGGUGAAGAACACCCACUUCCUGAUGUGGGAUAUAGGAGGGCAGGAGUCUCUCCGGUCCUCCUGGAACACCUACUACUCCAACACAGAGUUCAUCAUUCUGGUGGUGGACAGCACAGACAGAGAGAGGCUGGCCAUCUCUAAAGAGGAGCUCUACAGGAUGCUGGCUCAUGAGGACCUGCGGAAAGCAGCUGUGUUGAUAUUUGCCAAUAAGCAGGAUAUGAAGGACUGCAUGUCUGCUGCAGAGAUCUCCAAAUACCUCACCCUGAGCUCCAUCAAAGACCACCCCUGGCACAUACAGUCCUGCUGUGCACUUACAGGAGAGGGAUUAUGCCAAGGCCUUGAGUGGAUGACCUCCAGAGCUGGACUCAGAUAGCCCCUUCCUCCGCCGUCGAUGGCCUGACUACCUGCACCGCCUCCGAGGUGGCAACAGCUUGUCCUUACUGGCUUAUUGUUACUUUUUAUUUUUUUAACGACAGACUUCAAUGACUGCACAGGACGGGAGCAUCGUCCACAGAAUCAUCGUUACGGUGGAGCUGGUGCUUCUCCUGAUCGGUGGGAAUCGGAAAGACCUGCUCACGAACCGAGCAGCGUCUUUAACGGGAUGUUAUUCCAGAGGAGGGCUGCGUGGACUCUCAACAUUUACACUACGUACAUAUCACGUCGCAUUACACCGAAUCAUAUCAGAGUUUGCCAUAAACACUACGUUGGAGCCCAAAUCUGGUGCAGCUCUGUUGUUAUUAUUUUUAUUUUUUUUUUGCCUUUUGUAUAAGUUUGUUCAGGUAAAAUUCGACAAACAAAGGGAUUACAAGCAGUAUUUGUAAAAGCAGUUUCAGUGGAAGUCGUGGCACUAAGUUGUUACUCCGCACAAUGAUUUUACAAGGAUAUGUUCUCAUGAUUGUUUUGUUGUUUUUCCGUUUUCAUUCUCAGCACAGCUAUUGAUAUCUGUUACAUCCGUUUUCAGUUUCAUAAGCUACACUGUCGGUGGUAUUUCUCACUCUAGGACUUAUAUUGGUGCCGUAAUGAAAUGUGGUAAAAGUACGAAAUCCUAUUUUUAAUAACUGUGAGCCUGUACUUGUAUGUUAUUGAGCCAAAUGGUGUCGAUUCAGAGUGUCGGCAUGCGAAAUUUACCUUCAUCUAACCUCUGAAAAUAAAUUUUAAAUUAACCCUACGACGUUAUUUCAGAUGCAAGUACAAAGCUCAGUUUUAAUAACAGUAUUUUAAAUGUAAACACUAUGUUUUCUAAAUGAUGCGUUAUGACUUUUAUUUAAUUUUAUUUUCGCUUUAUAGACUUGUUUUCCAUCGGGGGCAGGUUGCGAUCUCGACCCAUUUUGUAUUAACAGAUGGUCUCUGAUUUGCCUCCGCCUCCUUUUUAUUAAUUUUCUGCAGCCAUUUUGGCGCCAUAUUCCUCUUUAAACGUUUUGUACUUUUUAAACAGACAUCGGAAUAAGCCACCGCCAAUCAGGUGCCACACAUUUACGGGAUGUUGUUACUCUUAAACCUGUCGGACCUGAGCGUUCAGCGGUUUGGUAGCAUAACGACGACGCUAACUCAGAAAGAUCUGGCCGUGGUACAGUUAAAAUACUUGAUCCUCAGCCUUAACAGAGCUGUUCUGGAGGACCGCAUGUGUUCAAAAUCUGCCCAUGACUUUCACCUUCGUCUCCCUCUGUAACCUGGUAGAAGAAUUCCUUGAACUUGCUAACAGAUCUAUGCACGUGUCACUUUGAAACCUUGUAUACCUUCUACAAGAUCUAUAGUGGCCAAAAAGAAAAAAAAAAGGAGGAUGUGCAUGAGUUUCAUAGCAGAGAUGAGAAAACUGGCGUCCAUCUUGGUGUGGGAGUGCCGCUGGGUCUCUGGAACAUUUUGUUCGUAGUUUGGGGGGCGAGGUCUUUUUACACAAACAGGAAGCAGGCGAAGCGUGCAGCCGCCAGACUUCUUCGCAGCAUUAAGGUUUACAGCUUUUACCUUGAGCUCACAAAGCAAGAGAACUGGUCAUAUAGUGUGUGUGGUGAUGUCUAGUCUGGGUCCUGUACUGUACUUCAGUUUUGUUUUCAAUAAAGGCUUGUUUUGAACUUUGA